AUGAUGAAAGGGAACUAUUCGUAUGAACGACAUGGGCCACAAAAUUUUAACAUAAAUAGUUAUGGCUCAAGAAUAAGUAAUAAGAAUAAUAAUAAAACAGAUAAAUAUGAUUAUCCACAUUAUAACGGCAAAUCAAACUAUGGAUAUUAUAGAGAAGGUAACUACUAUUUUAAUGAUGAACCUAAUUAUAAAACAAGAAAUAGAAUAAAUGGAUAUGACUAUUCAUAUGAUAAUUAUGGAGAAUAUCAAUACUCUAAAAAUAAUUAUUCAAAAAAUGGAAAUGACAAAAAAUAUUAUAACUAUUAUAAAGAUAAAUAUAAUAAAAAUAAUUCAAACAAUAAUACCCACUUUGAAAAAAUAAAUAAUGACAAUAAUAUGUCAAAUAAACAAAAUAAAAGUAUUGAAAAUAAUUCUACAAAAAUUAAUGAAUUAAUAAAUAAUAUAUAUUAUAAGACUUCUUAUUAUUUAAAAAAAAAUCGAAAAUAUUUAAAUAAAAUACUUCAACAAAAUUAUGAAAUAAAUAUUUACCUUAUAAGACAUAUGGAAGCACAACAUAAUAAAAAAUAUGUUGAAGAUUUAGACACAUCAAGAGAUUUGAUAUAUAAACAAUCUGCUUAUUUGGAUAGUACAGCUACUGAAAGGGGAAUAAAAACGUGUGAGGAUGUAAGGAAUUUUCACCUGAACGGUACAGGUGAAAGUGGGUAUAAUAAAAUGCAUGGCAUAUAUUAUAAAGAAAUAAUGCAACUAUACAAUGAUUAUGUUGAAAAGUGUGAUAAAGAAGAAGAAAAUAAGAAGGAAAACAAAAAAGGAGUAUUCGAACGAAACAACGAUUUUGUUAUAAUAUGUUCACCUUUAAGAAGAUGUUUACAAACAAUGAAAUAUUUAUUUAAUUUUAAAAAAAAUAUAGUUAUUUAUGAGCCAAUAAGAGAAGUAUCAGGUAAUUAUGCUAGUGAUCAAAGAUCAAAAGUAUCGGAAGUUAAAAAAUUUUGUGAUAAUAAUUUUGAUGAAUAUGAAUUAAUGUGUUUUGGUGAAGAAGAUAUUAUGAAUGUAGAAAGAUAUAGAGAAUCGGCUUGUCAAAUAUAUUUCCGUUGUUUACAAUUUUUAAAGUUUGCACAUUCGCUAGCUAUUAAUUAUUUUGCAUCUAUAGAACGUGAAAAUGAUUCUAUGGGUUUAGAUGGAAAAGCAUCAAAUUCGAAAAAUCCCCAAGGAAGUAAUAACCAAUCUGAUUUGAAAAAUGACGAAGAAAAUAAUUCAACUAAAAGUUCUGAAAUCAAUGAUAAUAUGAACAACAAAUGUAAUAAUGAAGAUACAUGUACAAAGACAAAUGGAAAAAAUAAAAAAGUUUUUAAUAUAGUUGUUGUAUCACAUAGUUCGUAUUUAUUACAUCUAUUAGCUUUACUUGAUUAUUUAAAUUUAGAUGCUAGAAAUUUUAAUAAUUGCGAUAUUAGGAAAAUAACAAUACCAUUAACCAAUACAUUUUUAUUUUUUAAUAAUAUAAUUAAUUUACAGCUAGCUAAACCAGUGAUAUCAAAUAAUAUGCCUUUAUGUUUUAGGGACAAACAUAAAAAUGUAUUGAAAAAAACAUACAAAGACAAAAAUAUAUACACACUAAAUAACAUAAAUGAUUUAGACGAUAUAAUUUGUGAAAGUCCAUGUACAAUUAUUAUAUAUCAAUAUCAUGAAGUGAUAAAAAAUCAAAAUAACUAUAAAAAGUAUUUAGAAAAAAUUCAAAAUUUUAUAGAUAAUAAUAAUAAGGAGUUUCAGUUAAAAAAAGGAUAUUAUUCCAACGGGAUGUAUAAAAAAUAUGUUUUAAAAAAAGGGAAAAAUGAGGAUAGUAGUGAUAUAUACAAUUUAGGUCGAGAUAUUCUAGUCACUGACGCAAGUGAACAUCUUAGUUUUUCUGAAAGAAAACAAGCAUGGGAACUGAACAAAAAGGGAUUUACAACAGGACAAAAUAUAAUAUUAAUAGUAUUACCUGAUGUUGAUAGUGUUCCAAAAAAAGCUAAUGCACCAAUUAAUAAAUCAAUUGAAAUGGAUCGCGAUACUAAAAUAAAUGAAGACAAUAAUGAAGAUCUCGGGUCUCUAAAAAAUGUUACUAAAAUUAUAGACAAUUAUGAUAGUGUUCAAGACUUAAUAAAAUCAACAGAUUUUUGGAUAUCGAUAAAACAAAAUAUACAUAAUAUAAAUUUAAAUUCAUUUCAUGAGUAUAUAAUUAAAAAAUAUAAUAAAAUAUUAAUGAAAGAAGAUGAAGAUUUUUGCUAUAUCGAUUUAGUAGCAUCACUUGAAAAUAAAAAUUUUAUGAACAAAUAUGGAAGUAUGUUUAAUGGGUAUUUUAAAAAAUUAAAAGAAAAAUAUAAUAAUAAUAGUAUAUCACUAGAUUUAGAAAAAGAGUGUAAACAUAUCAAUGAAAAUUUAGUUAGCAAAAUGUUCCCUCAAGAAUAUGAGACAUUAAAGGAUGGAAAUGAAACUGGGAAAACUUCUACAAAUUCAAACAAUCAUGAUAAAAUGAAUAUUGUAAAAAAAAAAUUUAUUUAUAUACCUAAAAAAUGUAAUGAUAAGAACAGAAUGGGAAACCCCCAAAAUAAUGAAACUUACAAUGUUAGUAAUAAUAUAAUUCCAAAUAAUAAAACAUUUGUUAUGGAAAAUAUAAAAGUUUUAAAAUCUUUUCCUCAAUCUAUUCAAAAUUUAAAUGUAGAGAUGUUUUAUCGUGAUAAAUUUUUUUAUUUUAAUUGUUUACAUAAAUUUAUAAAAAGUAAAAAUAAGAUUGAAGGUUUAGUAUUAGCUAAAUUAUUAGCAUUUCUCGAUUUACUUAAAUCAUUUAAUUUUAAUUCUACUAAUAAAAUGUUUCAAAAACUUACAAAAUUAAAUGAUCUUAUUGAUACAAAUACAAUUGAAGAUUCCUCACAAGUAGUUAAUACAUAUUCAUGUGAUAAAACAGGGGUACCUGUUAAUAAUACAUUAUAUUUUUCAGCAGCAGCCAAGAAAUACAAGGACAUACAGGCACUAAAGGGCCGAAAAAGGGGAGUAGUUGACGAUUUAAAUUAUAUAAGAUAUAACAUGUUGACAAUAUCUGCUGGUGCUGAGAAUGUGUACAUAUUAAAUGUACUUAGUUGA
This is a messenger RNA of Plasmodium vinckei vinckei, 3114 nucleotides long. RefSeq names its product phosphoglycerate mutase, putative. Gene Ontology annotation, cellular component: cytoplasm. Bases 1 to 3114 code for a protein of 1037 amino acids. Lineage: Eukaryota; Apicomplexa; Aconoidasida; Haemosporida; Plasmodiidae. The transcript is spliced from 2 exons. Gene Ontology annotation, molecular function: phosphatase activity. The record is from RefSeq and is a predicted model, not a curated record.